This is a messenger RNA of Limanda limanda (common dab), 2551 nucleotides long. RefSeq names its product E3 ubiquitin/ISG15 ligase TRIM25-like. The transcript has a single exon. The coding region runs from base 169 to 1347 and encodes 392 amino acids. Gene Ontology annotation, molecular function: zinc ion binding. The record is from RefSeq and is a predicted model, not a curated record. NCBI's taxonomy places the organism in Eukaryota, Metazoa, Chordata, Actinopteri, Pleuronectiformes, Pleuronectidae.
GCUGUGUCUCCUCCCUUCACAGGUGUGUAAGUGUAAGAACCAGUGAACAACAAGCUGUGAACUGUGGGAGCUGAGUCACUGCAGGGAGUGAACGCGAGAGGGAGGAGCAGAGACCUGUUUCUGUUCAGAGGAAGUGAAACUGUUCUACAGUCACUGGCAGCAGCUGAAAUGGCGCAGCAAGAAAAUCAACUGGACAGAGAUAGAUUCUGCUGUUCGAUCUGUCUGGAUCCACUGAAGGAUCCGGUGACUACUGGCUGUGGACACAGCUACUGUAAGAGCUGUAUUAACACCCACUGGGACAAAGGGGAUUUGAGAGGAAUCUACAGCUGUCCUCAGUGUAGACAGACCUUCACACCAAGGCCUGUCCUGGUGAAAAGCACCGUGUUAGCUGAUUUAGUGGAGGAGCUGAAGAAGACUGGACUCCAAGCUGCUCCUGCUGAUCACUGCAAUGCUGGACCUGAAGAUGUGGCCUGUGAUGUCUGCAAUGGGAGAAAACUGAAAGCUCUCAAGUCCUGUUUGGUUUGUUUGGCCUCUUAUUGUGAAAAACACCUCCAGCCUCAUCUUCAGUCAGCUCCAUUGAAGAAGCACAAGCUGGUGGAGCCCUCGGAGAAGCUCCAGGAGAACAUCUGCUCUCGUCACGACGAGGUGAUAAAGAUGUUCUGCCGCACUGAUCAGCAGUGUUUCUGUUAUAUCUGCUCUGUGGAUGAACAUAAAGGCCACGACACAGUUACAGCUGCAGUAGAAAGGACUGAGAGGCAGAGAGAGCUCAGGCUGAGGAGACAAACAAUCCAGCAGAGAGUCCAGGACACAGAGAAAGACGUGAAGCUGCUUCAACAGGAGGAGAAGGACGUCAAUGGCUCUGCUAAUAAAGCAGUGGAGAACAGUGAGGAGAUCUUCACUGAGCUGAUCCGUCUGCUGGAGAAAAGAAGCUCUGAUGUGAAGCAGCAGAUCAGAUCCCAGCAGGAAACUGAAGUGAGUCGAGUCAGAGAGCUUCAGGAGAGACUGGAGCAGGAGAUCACUGAGCUGAAGAGGAAAGACCAUGAACUGAAGCAGCUCUCAGACACAGAGGAUCACAACCAGUUUCUACACAACUACCCCUCACUGUCCCCACUCAGUGAAUCUACACACUCAUCCAGCAUCAGGAUCCGUCCUCUGAGGAACUUUGAGGACGUGAAAGCAGCUGUGUCACAGGUCAGAGGUCAACUACAGGACAUUCUGAGUGAGACAGAGACAAAGAUUUUACAGAUUGGGUCUCAAGUUUUACUGCCACAACCAGAGAUGAAGAACAGAUUCAACUUCUUAAAAUAUUCACAGGAAAUCACACUUGAUCCAAACACAGUAAACUAAGAUCUGUUAUUAUCUGAGGUAAACAGAAAAGUAAGAUGGACAAGGGAAGAUCAGUCUUAUUCUAAUCACCCAGACAGAUUCACUGAUAGGCCUCAGGUCCUGAGUAGACAGAGUCUGACUGGACGUUGUUACUGGGAGGUGAAGAUGAGGAGAGUAGGAGUUGAUGUAGCAGUCACAUACAAGAAUAUCAGCAGAGGAGGACACUUAGGUGAAUUUGGAUUAAAUGAUAAAUCUUGGUCGUUAUUUUGUAAUGCAAACAGUUAUGUCUUUCAAUACAACAGCAUUGAGCAUUCCACAGAGUCCAGACCACAUUCACUCAGCCUCUCUAUGCUGGAGUUGGGGUUUAUCAUGCAUCCACAGCUGAGUUCUGUAAACUCAAAUAGACUCGAGUCAUUAAAAGCAGUGAUUUAGACUCGGUGUGUAAAUCUUUAACUUCUUGUGUCUCCAUGUUUGUUGAUCAAAGUUCGUCUUGGUGACGUUUCUGCUCUGCACAGAGAUCAGCUGUCUAUCAAACACUGACCUUCCUUUAUCACACAUAUUUAGUUCUCACUUUGUAAAGACAGAAAUCUAUAAUUACACUGACAUGAAUGUGUUUAAAAUAACUAAUGUUGCUGUUGUUUUCUAAAUCAAUGUAGAAAUCAGGUUGUGUGAUGUUUUAGAACCCGUGUUGAUCCUGAUCCUCAUCAAUGAGCGGAUUAUUUAUAAUUUUCUUUUCCACAUGUGAGAUGGAGGUGAAACAAACUGACUGUGUGUCUAUGAAAUCACUGAACAGACUUUACUGGUGUAAUCAGUUCAUCUUUGAGUCCGAGUGAAGAUUUGUGACAAUUUUGAAGAAAGUCCCCGGAGGCGGAAAAGAUAUCGUGUUCCCAAGAAUAUGACGCGCAGACGGACAAACUGAAGACAAACUUCCACUGGCCACUAGGUGUCUAACAUUAAAACUAUAAGAAAAUGUUGUGACAUUAUUGUCGGAGGAGAAAAAAACCUGCUGCUCCAAAAUCAUCUGGAAUUUCUCACAGGUCAAAACUAUUCAUCAGUUAAAGAGUGUUUAAAGUUGAUCUGUUAAUAUAAAACAUACCUAUAUAAACUUUAGAGCUUUUUUUUUAUUGUUUUGAUAUUUGUUUUUAUUAUGUGUUAAUGUUAUCAGAGAAAAAUACACAUGUAACUUAAUUCUGUGGAAAAUAAUAAAACCUUCAUGAAGUCGUCA